GCCGCGAACACUACAUCUCUCUUCGACAACCUCCUCUUCCGCCAAAACACACAUACCGCAAAAAUGGGUCGCGUUCGUACCAAGACUGUCAAGAAGUCCGCCAAGGUCAUCAUUGAGCGUUACUACCCCAAGUUGACUCUCGACUUCGAGACCAACAAGCGCAUCUGCGAUGAGAUUGCCAUCAUUGCCUCCAAGCGCCUGCGCAACAAGAUCGCCGGUUACACCACUCACUUGAUGAAGCGUAUCCAGCGUGGUCCCGUCCGCGGUAUCUCGUUCAAGCUCCAGGAAGAGGAGCGCGAGCGCAAGGACCAGUACGUCCCCGAGGUUUCUGCUCUCGACUUCACCCAGAACUCCGAGUCUGGCAUGCUCGACGUCGACCAGGACACCAAGGACCUCCUCAAGUCCCUCGGCUUCGACGCUAUCAACGUCAACGUCGUCCCCGUCGCCCAGCAGCAGGUUGCCGAGCGCCCUCGCCGUUUCGGCGACCGCCUUCCCCGCAACUAAGCUAUUCGCACUGUUGUGUGACGGCUUCGGAAAAGUUCUUGACAAUCAUAAGAGGAGGGUUUACUCAACAUGGCGCAUUAGUCUUGUUCAGGUCAGAUCACCUUUCAAAUGCAAUCUGCUCUCCCCUUGCACAACCAGGUGUCGCUGAUUCUUGUUUCUUUGAAGCAAGAUGAUGCUUGACUGCCACCCAUUCACAUUCUUUUUUUCUUUGGCCACGACAGCGCAGUGGAAGAGUCACAGGUAAUGCUGAGACUUUGUUCUGCUGUUGUUCUGUCGUGGCCGGCUGAGACUGGAUUUGUAAGAGAAAAACCCUUCUUGCAAGUCUUCAGGCUCGGCCACUCGUGAUCUCUUUGUCUUACUCGCUGUGACCUUACGCCGUGACUCCGUGAACCAUGGCUACCACCAGUACCCUGUGAUUAUCCGUCAUCAGACCGCA
Messenger RNA from Aureobasidium pullulans EXF-150, 940 nucleotides. RefSeq names its product ribosomal protein S17e. Gene Ontology annotation, biological process: translation. Gene Ontology annotation, cellular component: ribosome. Bases 64 to 504 code for a protein of 146 amino acids. Gene Ontology annotation, molecular function: structural constituent of ribosome. The record is from RefSeq and is a predicted model, not a curated record. The transcript has 3 exons. Lineage: Eukaryota; Fungi; Ascomycota; Dothideomycetes; Dothideales; Saccotheciaceae.